AUGGCUAAGACAUUGGGGAGACUUUACACGGUACAUCCAAAGCAACGUGAGUGCUUCUAUGUACGUUUGUUAUUGGUGAAUGUUCCCGGACCAACGUCUUUUGAAUUUUUACGAACAGUUAAUGGUCCAGUAUUCAAUACAUACCAGGAUGCAUGUCGUGAACUGCAAUUGCUAGAAGACGAUAACCAUUGGGACUUAACGCUUGCCGAUGCUGCGUUGACAUCAACACCGAAUAACAUUCGUCAGUUGUUUGCAAUUAUUUUGACGACAUGUUAUCCCUCGCAAGCACAAACUUUGUGGGAAAAAUAUAAAAAUUGUAUGACAGAUGACAUCUUGCACCGAAUUAGACAAAUAAAUCAAUGCCAAAACAUAGAUUAUACACCAGAGAUGUACAAUGAAGCAUUGGUCUUGAUCGAGGAUUUAUGUGUUCUCUUAGUGUUCCUCUUAAUGUAA
Melanaphis sacchari is the source of this 453-nucleotide messenger RNA. RefSeq lists its product as uncharacterized. The transcript is spliced from 2 exons. Lineage: Eukaryota; Metazoa; Arthropoda; Insecta; Hemiptera; Aphididae. Bases 1 to 453 code for a protein of 150 amino acids. The record is from RefSeq and is a predicted model, not a curated record.